Molecule: messenger RNA, 2462 nt
Organism: Bufo bufo (common toad)
Lineage: Eukaryota; Metazoa; Chordata; Amphibia; Anura; Bufonidae
Gene: KRI1
Product: KRI1 homolog
Exons: 19
Coding region: 37-2349 (770 amino acids)
Biological process (GO): endonucleolytic cleavage in ITS1 to separate SSU-rRNA from 5.8S rRNA and LSU-rRNA from tricistronic rRNA transcript (SSU-rRNA, 5.8S rRNA, LSU-rRNA)
Cellular component (GO): nucleolus; 90S preribosome
Source: RefSeq, a predicted model, not a curated record
UCCUGUAAGGUAACGUGGUUUCUGGUCGGGGACAGCAUGGCCGAACUCAGGAUAAAUCGCAAGUUCGCCGAGCGCUAUGACCGCUACCGGGAGAAGGAGGAGCUGCAGCGCCUGAAGGAUCGAUAUGGAGACAAGGAAGAUGACGGCAGCGGAUCCUCCAGCUCUGAGUCAGAAAGUGAAGAUGACUUGGAGAUCGACCCCCAGCUGGACAAGGACUUUUAUCGGACUCUGUCCCUCCUCAAAAAGAAAGAUCCGGUCAUCUACAAGGAGGAUGUCACUUUCUACCAGGAAAGCGAUCUACCUGCCCCCAGCCAGAGCAAAACGUCCAAGGAGAAGCCCAUGUACCUGAAGGACUAUGAAAGAAAAGUCAUCCUGGAGAAGGAAGGUAAAUAUGAGGAUGAGGACAGCUCGGAUGGAGAGGACCAGCUAAUGCAGGAUCAGAGAGCUCGAUCCCCAACGUAUAUAGAGGAACAGCGGCAGAUCCGAGACGGUUUCCGGAAGUUCAUUGAGGACAGUGACAACGAUGAAGAGGAGGUGACCACAGCAAAUCUGCUAACAAAACGCAUAAAAACCAAGAAAGAGCAAGAGCAGGAGGAGGAACAACACAUUGCUUGGCUCAAGGGACAGAAGGACAUAGAAAAUAAAGAUGAAGUGAAGGAAAUGGAUUAUCUGAAGCAGUACUGGAAUGAUCCUUCACUGGACGAAGGAGAGAAAUUCCUGAGAGAUUAUAUUCUGAAUAAGGAGUACAAGGAAGAAGAUUCUGAAGAGGAAGAGGAGGAAGAAUGCCCUCCAGCAUUGGAGGAGGCUGCUCAUGUCUCGGACUCGGAAGACGAGGGGGAAAUUUUCUUAAAGAAACAGGAAGAUUUUGAGAGAAAAUACAAUUUUAGAUUUGAGGAGCCCGAAUCUGAUUUGAUUAAGACUUUCCCUAGAACUAUCGUACAGUCAGUGAGGAGGAAAGACGACCGGAGGAAGAGGAAACGAGAAGAGAUAAGGGGGAGAAAGCAGAAGGAAAAGGAGAAGAAACAAGAGGAGCUGAAGCAGCUGAAAAACCUGAAGCGGAAAGAGCUGCAGGAGAAGCUGCAGAGGCUACGCGAGUUGACAGGGGAGCAGAAUUUGGGAGUGACAGAGGAGGAUUUGAUGGAAGAUUUUGACCCUGCAAAAUAUGAUGAGAUAAUGCAGAAAUGCUUUGGUGAUGAUUACUAUGGUAUAGAGGAGGAGCAGAAGCCGCAGUUUGAGGACGAUGAUGCACUGGAAGACGACUGGAACUGGGAUAACUGGACCGGGGAGGAACAAGAGGAUGAUGAGAAUAUGGAGUUUGAAGAGGAGGAUUCUGCACCUCACUGGGACGACCCCAACUUUGUGAUGGAUGCAGACUAUGACCCCCAGGCAGCUCCUGUCCCAUCUCGUAAAGUAAAGAAGAAAAUGAGACUCGAGCAAGAGAAGAACGCCAAGAAUAGGAGAAAGUCCAAGUUUGCAGAAGCUGUGAGCCGACAGAAGCCCGUGUUCAACCCAGAUGAUAAAAGCUUCCAGGAGUACGUGGAGGAGUAUUACAAGUUAGAUUGCGAGGAUAUAGUGGAUGAUCUUCCGUGUCGAUUCAAGUACCGGCAGGUGCUUCCCUGUGACUUUGGACUCACGACAGAGGAGAUCCUGGCUACAGAUGACAAGGACUUGAACAGAUGGUGUUCUUUAAGAAAAACCUGCAUGUACAGAUCUGAUAAGGAGGAUGUUUACGAUCAAAGUGUCUACAACCAAAAGGGGCAAAACACCUGGAAGAAGCAGCAAAUCUUGAAGUCUUUGUCUCAGAGUAACGAUGAGGAUUCGGAAGCUCCAAGUACUUCCAAACCUAAACUAGGAAAGAACCGGCGAGACAGGUUAAAGAACCAGGCUGAGGAAAAUAACCCAACCCCGAAGCCAGCUGCAGCUUCAUCACCGACAAAGGUAGAAACUGGUCACCAGAAGCUAUCUCCAACGCCUAAACCAGCACCCAAGACGGCAGCAACCAGUGAGGAGAAAGCGACAGGUGUGACUCCACAAUCGGAGAAGAGUAAGGACAAGCCGAUCCUGCCAAAGCAGAAAACAGACUCUUCUGUAAUCUCCACUGUUAAGACCAAGACGUCAGAAUCCAAGGCAGCCGAAUUGUUCUUGAAAGAAAAACUGAAGAAGGUGAAAAGAAAAGGUGGGCGUCUGCUGGGCAACAAAGUGAGUCUGGGUGGGCGAGAGUUCAGUGGGCAGAGGCUGCGGGCAUACGGUUUGAACCCCAAGAGGCUGAAGUACAGACAGCUCGGCCGAGAGCGGCGAAAACUGAAGGAGAAGCAAGAGAAGAAGAAAAGCGGCAGCAAAGCAGAGUGACCGUGGGCGCGCAGAGACUGUGGGUGGCAGGAGCACAAGAAAAGGGACUUUCAGUAAAAACAAGAAAAGCUUUUAUUUCCCCAGACAAUAAAGUGAUUUCCACAAUAUACAGA